AUCUGUGUCACAUUUCAUUUCCCACUCCUGAUAAUCGAUAUCCCACGGGCCAACCUGCUGACCUGCUCCUGCCUCCUCCAUCUCGCCGGCGUCCACCGCCUUGCCGUCGCCCCCCGCCGCUGCCACACAGGACAACCCUCUUCGCCUGGCCGUCGCCUCUAAUCCCUCUAUCCUCUCCUGAGCCGUCGCCUCCUCCUGCUCCCCUCUGCUGGUGCUGGAAGGGCAGAUCCGCCCGGACCUGCCGACCGAUUUCUCCUUUCGCUGAAAGAAUUGGCGAUCUCGGCCUCAAUUGCCCUCCGCCCCCGGCGGCGUGGAGGUCCGGAGGGAGGAGUCCACCGCUCUAUCGAACACAGCAGAUUCUGCAAGUCCCGAUAAGCGAGGAAAGUUGAGUUCUUGGAAGUCGGGAGCCGGUUCCGGGCGAUGGCAUCGAGCACCGGUGGCGCGUCGGCGGCGGCGAAGAACGAGGCGUACGUGCGGGCCGACAAGAUCGACCUCGAGAGCCUGGACAUCCAGCUGGAGAAGCAGCUGGCCAAGACCUGGGAGAAGCACAAGGGCAAGUACCAGGGGCCCAGGGAGGACUGGGAGAUCGACCUCGCCAAGCUCGAGAUUCGGUACGUCAUCGCGCAGGGCACGUAUGGCACCGUGUAUCGCGGCACGUAUGAUGGACAGGAAGUCGCAGUAAAACUGUUGGAUUGGGGAGAAGAUGGCUUAGCAACGGAAAGUGAAACUGCUAAUGUGCGAGCAUCAUUUAAGCAGGAGGUAGCUGUUUGGCAUGAACUGAGCCAUCCAAAUGUUACCAAGUUUGUUGGUGCAUCAAUGGGUACCACGGACCUUAAGAUUCCAGCCGAUAGUUCCAACAGUGGUGCGCGGGCUGAGCUGCCGCCAAGAGCAUGCUGUGUUGUGGUAGAAUAUCUUGCUGGAGGAACGCUAAAACAAUAUCUAAUAAAGAACAGGCGAAGGAAGCUUGCAUACAAAGUUGUGGUUCAGAUAGCAUUGGAUCUGGCCAGAGGACUGAGCUAUCUACACUCGAGAAAGAUAGUGCAUCGGGAUGUCAAAACUGAAAAUAUGCUACUUGAUACACAACGGAACCUUAAGAUUGCUGAUUUUGGUGUUGCUCGUGUUGAGGCUCAGAAUCCAAAGGAUAUGACAGGUGCGACAGGCACACUCGGUUACAUGGCCCCAGAGGUCCUUGAAGGCAAGCCAUACAAUAGGAAGUGUGAUGUCUACAGUUUUGGCAUAUGCUUAUGGGAAAUAUACUGUUGUGACAUGCCAUAUCCAGACCUUAGUUUUGCAGAUGUCUCAUCUGCUGUCGUUCAUCAGAAUCUGCGACCGGACAUCCCGCGCUGCUGCCCAAGCGCGAUGGCGAACAUCAUGCGGAAAUGCUGGGACGCGAACCCGGAUAAGCGGCCCGACAUGGAUGAGGUGGUGCGGCUCUUGGAGGCUCUGGACACUAGCAAGGGUGGCGGCAUGAUACCGGAAGGCCAGGCAGGCGGGUGCUUGUGCUUCUUCAGAGCCCGUGGCCCCUAGAUUCUUUCCACCCUUUGAUCUCCUUCUUGCCUGUAUACUAUAAUUGGGAGUCUGCAGUUCAUACCUGUCUGCCAUAUAAGGUCUUUCCUUCUCUGGACUCCGAGUGCCUCUUGUACUGUGCUUCUGCAGCUGUUGAGCUUGUUAUGGUUAAGGUUGGCACUGAUUUUACAGCGAUGUGAUGGUGUAAGUAUAACAGUGAGAAAUCUAUACGAUACAGAGAGUUUCAGCUA
Molecule: messenger RNA, 1757 nt
Organism: Phragmites australis (common reed)
Lineage: Eukaryota; Viridiplantae; Streptophyta; Magnoliopsida; Poales; Poaceae
Product: serine/threonine-protein kinase STY13-like
Exons: 7
Coding region: 421-1527 (368 amino acids)
Biological process (GO): protein phosphorylation
Cellular component (GO): plasma membrane
Molecular function (GO): protein kinase activity; ATP binding
Source: RefSeq, a predicted model, not a curated record